UAGAUCGGCACUCUCUCCCCCUCUCUGGCUUCGACCCCAUCAUCGUCCCCACCCAAACCCUAGAUCAAACAUUGAUUACGCGCUCUCUCUCUCUCUCUCUGGUCUCUUGCUUCACAGCUUCCGGUGUGGUAGUUUCAAUCAGGUGGAUACAUCUUGUUGUUGAAGAUUAAUGGAUCGACAGGGUCAUGAUUAUGCUGCGGCUGCUGCCGCCGCCAUGGCAUUUGCACAACAACAGCAACAAGCUGCCAAUAUCCAGCAGCAGCAACAGCAGCCACCGCCUUACGCUUUUCACCCACAACAUCAGCAGUUCCUACCUUCAGUUCAUGGCCCUCCUUUUCUACCACCGCAUCCUCCUAUGCAACAAUUUCCCCGCCAUCCCCUCAUACAAGCGCCACAAAUCCACCAGCACCCUCACCCUGCACCCCAUCUUCACCUUCUUCACCAGCAACCGCCGCCAUCUUUUCCGCCACAUAUUCCGCCUCCGUUCCAUGGCCUAAAUGAUGCACCUCCACCACCUGCUCCCCCACCAUCUGACCCUGAACAACAAAAAUGCAUUGAUAAACUUGUUGAGUAUGCUGUUAAAAACGGUCCUGAGUUUGAAGCUAUGAUCCGCGAAAAACAGAAAGAUAAUCCCGCUUAUAGUUUCUUGUUCGGCGGUGACGGUCACGGUUAUUACCGCUACAAACUUUGGUUAGCUACCCGCCCGCCUGGUGGCAUGUUCAACCAACCGCCUUUUCCGUCACCAUCUGUUAACAUGUUGCAUACUCCGAAUCCUAUGGUUUACAAUUCCCCACACUUACCUCCUGGUCCCGGUGGACAUCAAAUACCGCAACAUUCUUAUCCACCGUAUUAUGAUCAACAACAGCAUCAACAUUCGCAGCCUUUUGAUGGUCAUGGUCGGCCAGAGUUUGAUCAGUCUUCUAGAACUUUCAAAGGUCUCUCUGGCCCGCUUCCUGCUGACGUGGCGGCAGAAAUGAAUAAUGUGCUCAACAGUCUCACAGGCACAAAAGAGUCGAUUAAAGGUGCCAAAAUGUGGUUCAUGCAGAGAUCUCCAUUUGCACCGGCUCUAGCAGAGGCACUUAGAGAUAGAGUGUUUUCACUAGAUGACCCUGAAAGACAGCUGCAUAUUAUUUACCUUGCUAAUGACAUCCUAUUUGACAGCUUGCAAAGACGUGUAAAUCCUCAUGAGAUUGAUAACGAGGCACUUGCGUUUAGGCAUGUUUUAGGUUCCAUGCUUGCAAGAAUUUACCACAAUCCUUUAAAUAAGGAUGAAAAUCAAUCACGAUUGCAGAAAAUUGUCCAAUUUUGGGCAUCAAAAGAAGUUUAUGAUCCCGACACAAUUCGCGCACUUGAGAAUGAGAUGCUGAAUGGCCCGUUAAAUAAGAUCGAGUCAUCUACCAUCCCAGGACAAAAUGCGGUGCAUUGGCAGCCUGAUAAACAAGAUCACCAUGAUAAACAAGUGCCACCUGUGUUACCACCAUCAAUCCCACCUGGCGGUUACGGUGGGACUGUUCAACUGCCGAAUCAACCUCAUGUUCUGCCACCGCCAGCUGGCACUGAGAAGUUAUCGCCAUACCCUUUGUUCCCACCUGGUUUGAUUCCGGGAAUGGUUAGAAAGAUGCAGAUUGGUAGUGGAGUACCGUACUCUCCGAUGAGCCCGUUAGAUAUUCCAACCGUUAUACCGCCAUCCACUAUACCCCCAUCGGAAAUACUAGAGAAAGUGUCAAAGUUCUUUAAGGAAAUUGGUGAAGUGAACCCGUCUGAAGGGCCCAUGCGUGCUGGUAACAGUAACAGUGAUGAUGAAGAAGAGUAUGAAAGAGAGCCCGUGGUUCGUAAAGGUGGUGCUUGUAUACCUCCACCACCUAACCUACAGGUUGACCCGGAGACUGGGACCUUUGCGGAUGGAAGUGUGGAGAAGAAACCCGGAUCAAGUAGUUCGGGUCGGCUGGGGCUUGGGGCAACGGCUAACCCGAAUGAAAUCGGGCAGUACGAUGAUGUUUACAGUUCGUAUAGGAAACAGAGAAGCACGAAUUACCAUUCCUCCAUGAGCGCUAGAGCUGCUACUAGGUGAAGUUGGUUAGCCUGUUCUUUAAAAAAGAUGUUUAGUGUUUGGUUCAUAGAUUCGGACAUUGCUUGUAAACUGUUUGUUAAAAUGCCUUAAUGAGUUAGUGGUUAAUUCCCAUUGUCAUGUUCAUUAA
Helianthus annuus (common sunflower) is the source of this 2198-nucleotide messenger RNA. RefSeq names its product calcium homeostasis endoplasmic reticulum protein. Gene Ontology annotation, biological process: RNA processing; intracellular calcium ion homeostasis. The record is from RefSeq and is a predicted model, not a curated record. The coding region runs from base 170 to 2071 and encodes 633 amino acids. The transcript is spliced from 4 exons. NCBI's taxonomy places the organism in Eukaryota, Viridiplantae, Streptophyta, Magnoliopsida, Asterales, Asteraceae. Gene Ontology annotation, cellular component: perinuclear region of cytoplasm. Gene Ontology annotation, molecular function: RNA binding.